Zootoca vivipara (common lizard) is the source of this 2140-nucleotide messenger RNA. It is a transcript of the gene TASL, whose product is annotated as TLR adaptor interacting with endolysosomal SLC15A4. Gene Ontology annotation, biological process: regulation of toll-like receptor signaling pathway. Lineage: Eukaryota; Metazoa; Chordata; Lepidosauria; Squamata; Lacertidae. The record is from RefSeq and is a predicted model, not a curated record.
UGAAACUCUUACCCAUGAGCUAUAGUAACGGAAAAGAAGUGUUACAUAAGAAGCUUUUAAGGCAGCCAAAUGCCUGUGCAACAUUUCUGCACACCAUUGCAAGCUUUCCACAGUCCUUGCCUUAAGGAGCGAGCAGCUUAGUUCUUCAAGUUCUAGAGGAUGUUGUCAGAAGGGUACCUCUGUAUAAUUCCUUAUCAUGAUCUUAUGAAUUACAAGCUCACUUGCAACCAAGGAGAAGAGGCAGUACAUGAGAUGAGGUCUUUGAAUGGUAUCACCUAUGACUCAACAGAGGAAACACAGGACAGAAAUCUCUUUUGGAGGUGUAAGUCUGUUGGCAAGUUCAUCUUCUCUGUUUGUUCCAAUGAAAACAGAAACAGUAGAAGGCAGGUGGAUACGCAGACUCCAAAUCCAGUAUUGGAAAGGCAAAUAUCUCCAGCUGUGGAAAUCUGUACAGGACCUGCUAUAAACAGAGACACUUACCUAGUUCCACCUUCUUGUAAAAGCAUUUGCAAGAAUUACAAUGACCUGCAUAUUGCUGGUGACCAGGUACUGCCUAUGAGUUCAGUUAAAACAGAUUUUACCUAUGACAGUGGGAUAGGUCCAUUCCUGGAGUCAUCAGAGAUCCCACCACCCAUGGAAUCCAUAUCAAUUCCACCUGCUGAGGUCCCUCGCAAGCCAACCAACAGGUAUUCUUCAUGCUGGAGAGUGGCCAGCAUCAUGCAACACCAGCAACCCCUCUCAAAUUCACUACUGAAUAACUACUUGGAGGAGAAGGUGGUAGAGCUGUACAAGCAGUAUAUCAUGGAUGGCAUGGGUAGCAGUGCAUCCCCUACUCAGAUCUUGGCAUCGGAAUUCAUAAUGACCAAUGUAGAUCAAAUCAGCACGAAGCUAUCACAAGAAAGGAACAUGAAGACCACCCAAGCCAAGGAUAUGGUCAUUAACUGCCUAUUGCGACUAGCCAGUGGGAAAAUCUCCACUGAAAUGAGCACUCCUAGUCUUCACAUUUCCCAGUUUAGCACUGUGACUAAAUAAAUAAAGUCUGCAAGUCCUAGACAGAAAUCUGAGAUUCCCCCCCCAAUGUAAAUGCUUUAUGCUUCCUUCCAAUAAUCCUACUUCCACAUUUCCACAUUUUAUUAACUCAAAUGUGGAUGUUGUCCCAUUGCAUUGUACUGUUUUUUUUAUCCUAAUGAGAAGGAACAUUGGCCCUGUUGCCUUGGGAAUGGGGACCAUUUUGUAUCUACCUCCCUUCACCAAGCAGCAGCAGGUUGGAGGAAUGGUGGCUUCAAGCAGGCAUGAAGAAGAGCGUUGUUUCCCCAUUGGAAGAUUUUCCAAUUAAAAAUUAAACCUCAUGGGAAUUCAGCACAGUACUAAUUCUAAAUAUCCCUUUUAGUGUGCAAUUAUUUUCCUCUCUUCCCAAUACCUUGAGCCACCAAGUGCAUUUCAACCCCCUUAUUGGGUUUUAAUGUACCUACUGUAUGUGCUGUUUUUGUCUGUCUGCUUGGGUGGCUUUAAGUCACUUUUGUUUGCCCUGGCAAUAUAAAAUGACUAACAAAUUUAAUAAGCCAACAAACAAACAAACAAACCAUUGUGUAGAUGACUGUGUGUCUGCCAGGUGGUGUAGGAGUACACAACACCCCCUAUCCCAGUGCCUAUACUGUCCUUGCUUUUCCCAUCACACCUUGAGAACUCCAGAAAUUGCCAGAGGGGCCUAUAGAGCAUCUGUGGAUCCUGAUUGCUUGAACUCCUGAUUCUGCCUGAGACAGCUUUUAAAAAAAUGAUGGUAUUUCCUUGCCCACUCUCUCUUGUUUACAUUCCUAUUACUUGUAUUCUCUCCCCCUGUGCCCUGUGGAACUCCUGGUCCCUCGUGUUCCUUAGCCACUCUUGCUUAUUGCAACUAAAGCUAACGUAUGUCUAAUUGAAACAACCACAUAUUGUCCCCUUGCCUCCCUACCCCUACCUCCAUUUCUCUUCCAUUUUAGACCAUAGGCUCUUCCCACCUCACUGUGUCAUAUCUGAUGAUGAGGAUUGAUGGUAACUGGUUUGACUUGACUUGAAAUUUGCAUUGCACUGGGUAUCAAUUGCCAUAGGUCUUUGCCACUUGAACAAAAAGAGAAACUGGAUUAGUUUUCUUUUUUUUUAU